This is a messenger RNA of Neurospora crassa OR74A, 3415 nucleotides long. It is a transcript of the gene cac-2, whose product is annotated as chromatin assembly factor 1 protein. The record is from RefSeq and is a predicted model, not a curated record. Gene Ontology annotation, biological process: nucleosome assembly; DNA replication-dependent chromatin assembly. Gene Ontology annotation, cellular component: CAF-1 complex; nucleus. The transcript is spliced from 4 exons. The coding region runs from base 547 to 2745 and encodes 732 amino acids. Gene Ontology annotation, molecular function: protein binding. NCBI's taxonomy places the organism in Eukaryota, Fungi, Ascomycota, Sordariomycetes, Sordariales, Sordariaceae.
CGUGGAACAAGCCGACCUCAACGGGAGCUAUUCCACCCACCCAAACCUCGAAUUCUUUCUUGAUGGUAUUAAAGAACUUGCUUCACAUAUCCCGCCCGCAUCCCCAUGUCCUCUUGCGAUUCCCUCCAUCAAGAUUACGACAAUUGAUUUCUCCGGCCACUUCAAUUGACCAAAGCCCAAUCGACUGUGCUCCCAGGCUCCUCACCAUCGGAAAAUCGAAGCCUUCUCAUUGUUGUUCCCAGCCAGCCGCCUCAUCUGCAGCUGCUAGACCUGUGCUGGAUCUGCUAUCCUCGAGCCCAUAGCACAGCGCAGGGCACUUGCACGGCUGCCGCACUUCUCACGACAGGCAGUUCAUCGCCGAGCCAACGGCGGGACGGAACCCCAGACCGAUCAGAAACCCCAGACCUUCCCCAGAAAGUGGUGCCGUUGCCGAUUGAAAUAAUUCCACUUGACCCGGCAACACUUGCGCCUUUCUCACCACCACUUUUCCGUCCUUCACCUCUCGUCAACCCACCCGUCUCGUGCUCCAACCGACUAUAUGCCACAAUGAAAGCCACUCCGUUAAUCAUCAACUGGCACCACGAAAACAAUCCGUACCCCAUCUACUCUGCCCAUUUCGAACCCGGAGGCAAGGGCCGCUUAGCUACCGCCGCCGGAGACAACAAUGUUCGACUAUGGAGAAUAGAGGAGGAUGGCGAGAAUCGUAGGGUCGAGUACUUGGCAACCCUGUCCAAACAUACACAAGCAGUCAACGUCGUUCGCUGGGCUCCCAAAGGUGAACUCCUUGCCUCUGCUGGAGAUGACGGCAAUGUCAUCUUGUGGGUUCCAUCAGACACUCACCACGCGACGUUCGGAAACGAAGGCCUCGAAGACAAGGAAACAUGGAGGACAAAGCACAUGUGCCGGUCCCUGGGCACGGAGAUAUAUGAUCUUGCCUGGUCCCCGGAUGCUGCCUUUUUCAUCAUCGGCAGCAUGGACAACGUUGCGCGCAUCUAUAACGCUUCGACGGGCACACUCGUGCGCCAGAUUGCCGAACAUAGCCACUACGUCCAGGGCGUUACAUGGGAUCCUCUGAACGAGUACAUCGCGACACAAUCUUCCGAUCGAUCGGUACAUAUCUACUCGCUGAGGACCAAGGAUGGCCAGUAUACCCUCGCCAACAACCACGACGACAAGCCACCAAAGAUUGCCAGCCACGCCAAAACAGAUCUUCCUCCUCGCAGGAUAUCCUCUCAUAGCCCAGCUCCGCCCGAGUUCGGUAACCGGCCCGCUUUUACAUCCCUGGAUCCCAGUGCUGUUGCUGGAUCCCCAAACCCUUCCAUCCCGGGUACUCCCACUUCGAUGGCCCUGCCUAUGAACCCUCCCAGUGUCAUCAGCCAUAGCCGGAGAUCGUCGUUCUCGUCCAGGCGAUCAGUGUCGCCCGCACCGUCCAUGCCUUUGCCUGCUGUUAUGCCUAUCGAGGCUUCUCCCAAACCGCACUCUUCAAGCUACGGCCUGGGCAUGAAGAAUGCGAGCCUUUAUGCGAAUGAGACUCUAACUUCAUUUUUCCGGAGACUGACCUUCACACCUGACGGAAGUCUGCUCCUGACACCUGCUGGUCAAUAUCAGACUCAGCAUCAGGUGGAUGGCGGGAAACCUUUGUACGAGGUCAUUAAUACGGUAUACAUAUACACGCGAGGUGGCAUCAACAAACCACCCAUUGCCCAUUUACCCGGACACAAGAAGCCGUCUGUCGCCGUCAGAUGUUCCCCAAUCAUCUACACCUUGAGACAAUCACCGCCCGUCACCAAACACAUCACCAUUGAUACUUCAUCAGCCGAGGAGCCGAUACCUUCACUGCCUGAACCAUUAGCAAAGCCCUCAACAGCUCCGUCCGUGAUGGAGCCACCACCUCCUCCAUUGCCCACCGAAAGUUCGGUUUCAGGAUCGACGGAGGCUCCAGUGCAGAGCCCUGGACCGAAGUCGGCGUUCGCGCUCCCGUAUCGGAUGGUCUACGCUGUAGCCACCCAAGACUCAGUGCUUCUGUACGAUACCCAGCAACACACACCUAUCUGCGUUGUGAGCAACUUGCACUGCGCCACUUUUACGGACCUUACCUGGUCGACUGAUGGUUUGACGCUGUUGAUAUCCUCGUCGGAUGGGUUCUGUUCCACCCUGUCCUUUUUGCCUGGAGAGUUGGGUAUACCGUAUACUGGAGAAAUUGGUCCACGACAUUCACUGUCCUCUGGAGGAGCCACGUCGAACCAGAACACGUCUCUUCCCAAUCCCUCGGGGGUGUUUGCCCCCCCAUCCCCGUUUCACAACGGUACCAACCAUCGCCAUAGGGACUCUGCGAGCUCUUUUACGGCGCCUUCGCCACCUACAGCUGCUUCCUUCGUGAACCCGCCGCCCCCUUCACCGGCACGAUCCAACUCGACUAGUUCUGCCAUUACUCAAGCUUCUACAUCACAGGGCGGGGUUAUGAGCAACCCACCGCUUAUUUCUGGCCAAGUGCCAAGCAUCGCUGCCACCAAUUCGGGCAAGGUUACGGGCUUGCCCGUUGUGACCCCUCCUGAGACGCCGCAGAGUUCGAGCGGUGGUGCUGGCUCCACUAACUUGAAGAGGGAGUCAAGCGAUUCUCGCGAGGCAAAUAACGCGGAGAAUAGCCAGCAACCCAAACGGAGACGCAUCGCGCCUACCUUGGUCAGCGGAGGGGCAUCGUCUACGACUGACGGGUCCAGUAACAGCGACGUGGCUAAAGCGUAGGUCGCUAGGCGGUUGUUGUCGCAAGGAUCUAGCACAACCCGCGGAUACUUCACAAAUAGAUGUCUUUGACAUGUGCUAAGACAGGUCGAAUGGAAGAUAGGAAAGCAUGCAAGAGGAGGAGAACGGAAAAGGGUGAUGUCUUGAGGGUUUGAGGUUUUGGUCCUAUAUCUUUGAUGUUUCGCUGCCCAGUGUGGGAGAACUUGCCCCUUGGGCUCUUGGUUCUCUGCACAAUCUUCUAUAUCGUGAAGGUAAGAGCGGCCAGGUCAAUUUGUUAUUGCAUCUACAGUGGUGUUGGCAGGCAUCAUGCUGGCUGAAGAAUACAGAACGUUUAAGUACGGAAGCUACAGUUUAAUUGGUGGUUUGGAUGCGCUUGGUGGUGGGUGCUAUUCUGGGCAGACUGAGAUGUCAGCUACUUUAUGAUAUCUGAAGAUUCGGCCAUGCACAGAUGAGCGGUAUGGAGUCUUCUUACUCUUGUUAUGCUAAUAAACCCCGGAAGUUAGUUGACUGAGCUACGGCAGUGAUACUAUGCCCGGUAUCGGUCUGCUUAGGUACAGGCUCGCCAACGCGGAGGUCUCGGCUUAGGACGGCUUAAGCACUCACCCACCGUCAGCUUUUGAGCAGACAAAACAAUUGCAUGAUAAUUGACGACAAUAAAAUACUUUUCGAGGUA